Lecanosticta acicola is the source of this 1143-nucleotide messenger RNA. The record is from the annotation of a GenBank genome assembly. Lineage: Eukaryota; Fungi; Ascomycota; Dothideomycetes; Mycosphaerellales; Mycosphaerellaceae.
AUGCCUGCCAAUCAUCCCACUCUGGCCCAAACGUACCUCCAGCGAUCGGAGCAGGCCAACCUCACCCCUCUCGCGACAUAUCUCCUCCGCUUGAUGCACUACAAGCAUACCAACCUCUGCGUAUCAGCCGACGUCACCACCACGAACGAGCUGCUCCGGAUCGCAGAGGAUGUAGGGGACCACAUCUGCAUUCUCAAGACACAUGCCGACAUCAUUGGCGACUUUGGAGAGAAGACCAUUCGAGGCCUGAACGAGAUCAGCAGGCGAAAGAAGUUUCUGGUGUUUGAGGACAGGAAAUUCGGCGAUAUUGGAAACACGGUUCAGCAGCAGUAUGCGGGUGGGCCAUUGACCAUCGUUCGUUGGGCGCCGAUUGUCAAUGCACACAUCUUCCCGGGACCAGCAAUCAUUCCAGCUCUUGCUGCUGCUGCUCACAAGGCAAUUGCCGCCCACAAUACCUCCGUGCAGACAGACAUUAGCGCUUCACCUGCCGCUUCCGUGGGGGAUGACUACGAAUAUGGCGACGAUGAGGGCCACGGCUAUAAUGGCGACCACACAGACGACGAAUAUGAUGACCUGGAGCGUAAAGCUCGCAAACCUUCAGUGGUGUCAGUGAGCACCACCAUCAGCAUGAAGUCUGAGGCGUUGAGUCCACAGCCACACCAGCGACCUCCAAUCUCGCGAACGUCCUCAGCCGACGGCACUGCGGAGGAUAAGGAUGACGCGGAAGCUCUGGAGCAACUGGGGCCUCCGCCUUUCUUCCGUUCGCUACUCCUCCUAGCCCAGAUGUCGUCUGCCAAUAACUUCUUUUCGUCCGAGUAUACGGCGGCAUGCGUUCAUCACGCUCGAGAAAACAAGGAGUUUGUCAUGGGCUUUAUUGCACAGCAGUCGCUCAACCAGAAGCCAGACGACAACUUUGUCACCAUGACUCCGGGCGUGCAGCUGCGGUCGGGUGGCGAUGGUCUUGGACAGCAGUAUAACACUCCGCAGAAGGUGAUCGGCGAGGCCGGUACAGAUGUCAUAAUCGUGGGACGUGGUAUCAUUGCAGCUGCAGACCGGAAAGCGGCAGCACGUGAGUACCAGAAACAGGGCUGGAUUGCCUACCAUGAGCGUCGCGCGCGUGCGGCAAAGGAUCAGAGACGAUAG